AUGUUGAAAAGAAAUAAAGCAAAUGUUGUAAAUAAUACUGAAGUAGCUGAAGUUAAACAAACUCCGACACCAUCACAAACAACACCUUCAAUGACUCCUGAACCUAUGAAAGUACAAACUCCUGUUCAAAAGUCAACUCCUAAACCGACUCCAACAUUUAAACCAGAACCUACUCCUCAAAUAAAUCGUAAAACUCCUGCGUUUCCUUACUGA
This is a messenger RNA of Trichomonas vaginalis G3, 213 nucleotides long. Its product is annotated as kinase C-related family. The record is from RefSeq and is a predicted model, not a curated record. Lineage: Eukaryota; Parabasalia; Trichomonadida; Trichomonadidae. The coding region runs from base 1 to 213 and encodes 70 amino acids. The transcript has a single exon.